Messenger RNA from Aspergillus tanneri, 645 nucleotides. RefSeq lists its product as uncharacterized. Bases 1 to 645 code for a protein of 214 amino acids. Lineage: Eukaryota; Fungi; Ascomycota; Eurotiomycetes; Eurotiales; Aspergillaceae. The record is from RefSeq and is a predicted model, not a curated record. The transcript has a single exon.
AUGCCCUCAUCAUCAUCAACCUCCCCGACGUCCACCUCCGCGUCUACCAUUGCGCCCGAAACCCUCGAGUCCGACCUCCUCACUCACCUCGCCUCCACCUCCGCAUUGGAAGACCUCCACGCGACCCUCCUCUGCUCGCUACAGCGCCUAGGCUGGACCGAGAAAAUCCGCUCGUUAUCGCAGGAGUUACUGCGCGCUGGGCGCUGUGAGCGAUUCGACGAGGUAGUCGAGGCGGUGGUCGCCUCAGCGGAGGGGAGGAAACAUCCAGUCUUGCUGAUGGAGGAAGGGAAGCCUGACGAUGAUGGCGGUGAGGGUGGUCUGUUCGAUAACGUCGAUGUGCGCAUCCCCGAAGCGGUGGUGGAGCAGGGUGUUCGCGCCAUCAAGGAGGUCUUGAGAGAGGUCGUUAUCUUGGAAGAUGAUGCGGAUACCACAGGGAGGGAUGGCUCAACUCAGAAUCUAAACCCGAAUCUGAAUCAGAAUGCCAGCGCUGCAGAGAAACAGGGGGGUGUCGGCGCCACAGAGAAAGACAAAGAUAAAAAGUCCUCGUCGUCCAAGUCGGGAGGAGACCCGCCACUCAAAAAUGGUGAUACAAGUCCGGUUAAGAAACUAGAGAAGAAGCCUAAACCUGGUAAGCAAUCUAAAUAA